Molecule: messenger RNA, 1653 nt
Organism: Phoenix dactylifera (date palm)
Lineage: Eukaryota; Viridiplantae; Streptophyta; Magnoliopsida; Arecales; Arecaceae
Source: RefSeq, a predicted model, not a curated record
AUGACGGGGGGUUCCAAAUGGAUGUUUGGUUCAUACUCUCUUGCCAAAAUCACCUUCCCUAGCGGCCAAUUUUUACACCGAGGCCGGAGCUUUUUCCCUUGUAAAUUUCCAAACUCGUAUCUAUCUUCACGUAGCAUUAUCCAGAGACACAGCUAGCCCAAUAAAAACCGCCAAGGCCUUUCCAUCCUUCCGUCCGCCCGCCGAAACCCGAGCUUUAGCCCCGCCCUCCAGAGCUCCUCCCAUGGCGAACACCUCAGGUAAGGAUCUCAAAACCCUAGAAAGAAGAAUAGAAAACCUCACCAACCACUUCCGCCCUCUUCCUUCCCCUUAUCGCCCCCCUCGGUUAAGGACCUUUGUAGCUUCAGCGGAUGAUAGCUACCAUCGCAUCCACGGAGAAGUCCCAGUGAAUGAGGCCUCGUGGAGAGCAGUGUGCAAUGAAACCGGAAAGGAAUUUACCGACAUUAUCUACGAGAAAGCUGUUGGAGAGGGGAUUGCUAAGAUUACGAUCAAUCGCCCAGAGAGAAGGAAUGCUUUUAGGCCACAUACUGUUAAAGAGCUUAUUCAUGCAUUUAAUGAUGCUAGGGAUGAUAGCUCUGUGGGAGUCAUCAUUUUAACAGGGAAGGGAACAAAGGCCUUUUGUAGUGGUGGUGACCAGGCACUUAGAAGCUCUGAUGGAUAUGCUGAUUUUGAAAGUUUUGGUCGUCUUAAUGUUUUGGGAUUGCAGGUCCAAAUUCGUCGUCUUCCUAAGCCAGUUAUAGCUAUGGUAGCGGGUUAUGCUGUUGGUGGUGGACAUGUAUUACACAUGGUUUGUGACCUAACAGUUGCAGCAGAUAAUGCAGUUUUUGGGCAGACUGGUCCAAAGGUGGGAAGUUUUGAUGCUGGCUAUGGGUCUUCCAUCAUGUCCCGCUUGGUUGGCCCCAAGAAAGCACGUGAGAUGUGGUUCCUGUCAUGAUUCUACAAUGCUUGUGAAGCAGAGAAAAUGGGACUUGUGAAUGUUGUAGUGCCGCUUGAGAAAUUAGAAAUGGAAACACUGAAGUGGUGCCGCGAGAUCUUAAGGAACAGCCCAACAGCAAUACGGGUGCUUAAAUCUGCUCUUAAUGCAGUAGAUGAUGGCCAUGCUGGUCUCCAGGAGCUGGGUGGCAAUGCGACACUCCUCUUUUAUGGCACAGAAGAGGCAAAUGAAGGAAAAACAGCUUAUAUCGAGCGACGGCGCCCAGACUUCUCAAAGUUUCCCAGGAGACCUUAAUGAAACACUAUAUCAGCUACUGAAUGGGUAAAAGGGAAGCCAAUGGAGGAAGUACUAUCCAUCAAGAACACGGAAAUUGCAAAACAUCUCUCACUUCCACCAGUGAAACUCCACUGCAGUAUGCUCGCCGAAGAUGCUAUCAAGGCUGCCAUAAAGGAUUAUGAAGCAAAGAAAACCAGGAUGGCUCAACAAGAUUCUGAGUCUGUACCAGAUGAGAAGGCAGCUGAUGCUUAAAAGUAAAUUUGAUGUUUGAGAUUGUGUAUUAGUUAUGACAAACAGCUGGUCCUUCUGGCUGUUCCAUAAUAAGAAUGGCUGCUGAUGGGCUUGAGUCUGCCUGUAAAUCUGAAUUUAUUAUCCCGAGGAGUAUUAAGAAUGUGAACCAACUAUAAAGCUAGUUAUGGUUGCCA